This is a messenger RNA of Colletotrichum navitas, 1039 nucleotides long. RefSeq lists its product as uncharacterized. Lineage: Eukaryota; Fungi; Ascomycota; Sordariomycetes; Glomerellales; Glomerellaceae. Bases 166 to 729 code for a protein of 187 amino acids. The transcript has a single exon. The record is from RefSeq and is a predicted model, not a curated record.
UGAGCUCCUUCUCAUAGGAGAUCUCCUCCUUGAGGAGCCGGGUGACCGAGAGGGUCGCGACGGUGAGUUGAGAAGGGGGCGGCAUGGUAUUGUUGUUGUUGUUGUUAUGUGUGUUCUUUUUGGGUUUCCCUUCAAGUUUUGGUGGGGUCUGGGAUUUUUUUUGUGAUGAUGAUGGUGUUCUUCCUACGGGAGAGCGCCUGGCAGUUGGGGAGUUUCGUCGGCGGGGCGUGGGUGGAGGGGUGCCGCAUGAGAAUGAGUUCUUCCGUUGGAGAUUGCGUGUAUGCCUGCCUCACCGGGUCGUUUCCUGCUUUUUGUUUACACGGGAUACCCGGCCAUUUCCUUUCGCUGCUUGGGCCCGGCUACGUCAAAGGUGCAGGACAGGUGCCUUGGAAGCCACAGUUAUGGUGGGGUGUUUUCCCGCUGGCGGGGUUGCACACCGUACGUUACCCCCCGGCAACCUUACCUCAGCUCGGAGCCGCUUUCGGACUGUUUCCCGCUCUGUGCAAGUUCAGAGGAACACCUCGGAAUCGUUCCUGGCCAGAAAGUUGGCCAAGUCUUGGUUCUGGGGCUGUAUCGAGAUCUCCUGACAGGCAACCGUUGCUGCACCUCUACUCUGCCAGGAACCGCAGGAAGCAGGAUGGACCCAGCAACACCAAGGGUCACCGCCGGAGUGGCGUCCUCGCCGCACCACGACCAAGGCGGCAUAGGCAACAGUUCCGGCAGGCCUGAGACCAGAGCUACAACUUCAUAGACACCCGCCGAACGAACAGUAGUCAUUGACCCCUGGAGCACGACCGGACUCGAACUUAAGAUGGCUCCUCUAGGUUUUCCACUUACUGCCUGCCAAUGGGAGGAGGAUCUUGUUGAAUUCAGCUUAGAGUCUGCGUAGACCGGUUGACAUGAUGGCUAAGUCAAGCACGACGAACAGUGGGAGAAUGUGAUAGGUUAAAAACAUUAUCAAUUUGUAUACUAUCUAGGAGAAACAACGAACUGCGGCCUCGUUGCAGGAGAUUGGCCAACAUCCUCAUCGCUACACCAU